Molecule: messenger RNA, 4008 nt
Organism: Bursaphelenchus xylophilus (pine wood nematode)
Lineage: Eukaryota; Metazoa; Nematoda; Chromadorea; Rhabditida; Aphelenchoididae
Source: the annotation of a GenBank genome assembly
AUGUCCACGACCUUUUUUCGACGUCGUAAGUUUCGAUUUUCGAUCAAUUCUUUCCUCUGGCGUUUUAUCGGAUUACCAGAAUUUGAUAUGGUAAACGCGCUUCUGCCCGGAGGCAUUCAAGUUUUUGUGAUUUCUUGUCUUAAUCCGAUUCCGGGACACCAAAAGGCAAGGGGGACACUGGCCCGUCUCUCUCCCAUAUUAUACAUUUCAUUCCACUCAACGUUCCCCACUUUACAAAAGACCACCAGUUGCAGGCUGACAUUGCCUGAGGCGUUGUGACAAACGACUUGUUUUUUCCCAUCUUUUCCACGUCCAAAACUUUGCGCCCUUAGGGAUUAGUGAGGCCGAGCGAUGGGUUUAUGCCUCUACUGAUAAGAUGGAGCUGUUGCUUUGCGUUCUGUAAUAGGCAAUGGUCGUGACUUCCUUUGUGUACCGUUUACAGCCAUCAUGGAUUCUCGCGUUUCCCGGUGAUUCCUUUGUUUUCGUAAGAGCUUUGCUGGACACUAGCCUAGCCUUUUUUGGUCUCCUUCUUGGCUUCGGAACUCCCGCCUCGGUAUUGUUCCCCUGAGGGCGUUGGGGCCUGCCGAUUGUUGCACUCACCCCGAGCGGAAGCAACUUCUUUUUUUAUCCUCCAAAGGUGUUGUGGCACGACGGAUCCCCCGGUACGGUAGCCUUUCACUGGAACAAGUGAGCCCCUUUUUAGCAUGCCUGUGUCCGUAAUCUUGUGCCAUUGUUCUAGGAAGUUAGAUUCUUUUUAUUUCGGUCCCUUCAAUUGAGUGCCGUCCCCUGUUCCCGGGGGACAUUCAAAGGCACAGCAGGCUCUUCAGACUUCGAUUAUACGAUGUCAUCCGACGUCAGUCGACGAUUGCCUAAGGGUUUGUUUGAGCAGAAACCGAAAUCCCCGGAUCCCCUAAAGGCAUCCGACUCUCGACCUCUCGAGAUCACUCCAGCGGUGUUGAAUUGCGCGAAACAAACAAACCCUUUCCCUCUCCUUCCCCAUUCCUCAACAGGUCCGAGAACCGGUCAAUCGAAUGCUCGUAUUCUCCAUUUGCAGCGGGAGAUCACCUUGGCCAAGGACGGAUUGGCCAUGGAUUAUAUGGCCUUUUAAUUAAGGCCUUCUUUGUCCUUUUUGAUACACCGCAAUGCGCGUUCAUUUGUCGCGUUCCACUUGUGGGUGAAUUCAAGGUCGGUCGAUUGUAUUCUCAGAUAUUCCGAGUUGUCUUUGUUAUGAUUACACUUGAGAGUUCCUUGCCCGUCUUUCAUCGGCGCCGCGGAUUUGCCGAAUCCAGGCCUUUUGUCAUUUUCAUGCGGAAUUCUUUUACUGACCAGCGGUCCAGAAGUUUCAGAUUUUUGGAGUGAAAGUUCCGAAAAAAAAAUAAUUUUUCUCCGAUUCCCUCAGGGCGCGCAAUUAAAGCCUGGUUGCGCAACCGCCUUCUCUCUUCCGGAAAUGUAUUUAUUAACGUUGGGAUAAAUUUAUGGUUAGAGGGAGUAAUGGAAUGGCUUCGAGUCAUUAAUGCCUCAGGGCCUGAGGUGAUUGGAGGGGAAACAUGGCGUCUUGAUUACUUUAUUCCCUUUAUUUAGCAUUUCUUAUACGUUACCGUGCUUUUUUUAAACAUUUUUCGGAAGAAUCCAGUAAUUUAGUCAUCUCCAGUUGAGUCUAUUACAUAAACCCUUUGUUUGACCGUUUGAGGAAACAAUUUGGCUUUAAGGCCUCCGGAAAGAGUUCUUUUCUCAAGAUAUCUCCAAAAUCCGCGCACUCAUCCAUCCGAGAAUGUCAUCGGCACUCAAUUUGUCGCCAAUCUGGAUCCAAUUCGAUCGGCAUUAUGUGUCGGACUAAUAAGUGGGCACCUCAUUAGCGUCCCCCCUCCUUUUCUCGGGCCGUGUCUUGGCCACAUCCGGAGGCCAAAUUGAAAGCCUUCGAAUUCCUCGCGUGGACACUCGGGCGGGCCUCUGUUUAACUCAAUUUGGAGCGCAUUUGCAUAUUCUUGGAUAAGGCCCGAAAAGUGGCUCAUUCCAGGGCUGCCCCAAAAAAGUUUUGUCGCACAAAGAUUGGAUCUGACGAGCGGAAAGGGGCGCGCGAAUGACACGACACGGGAUCGCGGAUGACACGGCUAUCAUCGGCGAUCCGGCAGUUUGUCGUGUCCUCCAAAGUUUUGUUUAUUCGCUCCAAAAAAACUCUCCACGGGCCUGUUUAUUCGAUUAUUCGUAAGAGAUAAGCAAAAAAGAGCCCGCGUUUGCUGUUGUUUUUGGUCAGCAAAUUCCUGCAAUUCCCUUUCGUAUUACGCAAUCCACCUUUUUCGGAAGGGGUUAUCGCCUGCGGGGCUGAUUGUUUUUUAUUUGCACUGGAUUCGUCGAUGUGAUUACCCGGUCAUACAACAUUAGAUCCGUAAUCCAAGAUAUCCGCGCGACUUUUACUUUUGUCCCGCAUUUCCUCAGCAUCUUGUGAACCUAUGGUUCUCCCCGUAAUUUCUUUGGAAUGUAUGACUUUUACUCCUUAUUUAUUCCCUGGAUGAUUGCUUAAUGUUUCCGUUACAGUAUCCCGUCGACGUCGUCCCAAAGCACGUCGUGCAGUGUGUCGGAACGUGUUCGAAGAGGAAGAAGAAGAGCUUCCCAUCACUUAUCCGGACCUUCAUCCUCGACGCAAGAAAGAAGGAGUCAUGCAGAAACUCUCGAAUUGGUUGGGAGAUCAUCUCCGGAAGAGUAAACGAGACCCUGAGCCCAAACGCCCUCAGGUCUUGGGUCCCACGGAAUGCGGAUCUCUGCCUCGACCUAGCGAUAUCCGAGUCUACGGUAACCAACGACCUUUGUUGGGGAGUGCCAGAGAGGUCAAGCGACGGGUGAGGAGAUUUUACAUCACUUUCGAUUCCUAUGGCACCUAUAUGUUUGGUUUCCGUAACUCAUGUUACACAUAGCAAGAGCUCUGCACUUUGUGCUGUAAAUGUUAUGUGCCCUUUUAUGCUUUGGUUAUGACCUUUAAAAGCGCACUUAAUUCGUAUAUAUAUUUAUAUUGUUUUCCAUGACCAGUGAUGUAUUAUUCCAGGCGAUCUGUACGAAUCCUUGGUUUGUUCCCGAAGAAGAGAUGAACUCCUCGUUUAUGUCGGAUGCCCUCGAUUCCUCUUAUUGUUCCACUCUUUCUCGAAUGACAAAAGACGAAGCCCUUCGUAUAAAUACUAUGGCGGGCUCGGCUUGUUCUUCUGGAUAUGCCAGUCAGGACAGUAGCCCAGAAUGUUCAGUCCAUCAACCCAGUUGGCAGCCGUCAACUCAGAUCAUGAGAAGGGGAAAUCUUGUGGAUAAGGCGGUGGAAUGUGGAUAUCAAGAUAUCAAGACGCCUCUAGUCCGGGAAGAUGACUACGAUCAUAUUUACCAUGAGCUGGACACCCAGAAGAGACAACCUUUUAUGUCAUUCCUCGAUUUCCAUCCCGAUCUUCAAGCAAUCGACUCCUGUUAUUCUGGAUCCGAUGAGUUGGCCUGUUCUUCGAUGGCCUCUUCUCGUCCCGAAUCCCCGAUUUAUGCAAUUCCUUAUUCUUCUGCCGCUGAAUCUCAUUGUGGAUCUAUUGAAUAUGCUGAUGAUUCUGAUGGUUAUAUGGAGUUGAUGCAACGGCAUGAAGAUACGAUGGGACCGAGUUACCGUCAGCUCAAGAGAUAUCCGGGUUCAGCGUUCAGUCCAGUCCGACCGGAACCCCGAUUCCACGCUCCGCCCCCUCCUCCGGCUGAGCCCACAACAUGUCUGGAGAUGUUGGACAAACAAAUCGCCGACUUAAAAGUAAGUCGAGCUGUUUUAUAAACAUAUCAUAAAAAGCUGGUGUAAUAUUCAUCACAAAUAGCCAAUAACAACGUAUCUAUUUAUAAUUGUUCCAGGAAAAGACCCUACUCGUAAGUCGACUGGUCGAAUCGGCGAAGGAACGCCGUGAACUUCGGGGAUGCGCCCGCUUACUGUGCAUGGAACAUAUACAACAUCUGAGGAAUAUGCGAUGGUAUGUUGAGAACGGCUUCGAACUCAAGCUGUGA